Molecule: messenger RNA, 918 nt
Organism: Linnemannia hyalina
Lineage: Eukaryota; Fungi; Mortierellomycota; Mortierellomycetes; Mortierellales; Mortierellaceae
Source: the annotation of a GenBank genome assembly
AUGUUCGGUCUUCGCACAGUCCUCCCCGGAGCACGCUCCUUGGUUGCAUCGACAAAGUCGACUCCCACCAAUGCAUUCCACACAUCGGCCUCGGCUCUCGCCAGACCCCGUCGAUCCAGGAAGGACAUUGUCAUUCAGAUCCGCAAAAACAACCUUCAGAAGCAGGAAAAGAAGCGCCUCGACUUUGAGUCUUCGACCCCAGACUAUAUCAUUGGAAAGCAGACCGAGUUCACACAAUCCCUUCUUCGCCCUCAAUCCGUCUUCCAAGCUCCCCUUGCCGCCAUCAAACCCGCCACACCUGAAUCCAACACAACCACCAACAACGAGGAGGAUGCCACUACAAAGUCAUCCGGCUUCGCCUUCACGACCUCAUCAUCAUCACCCUCUAUCUUUUCGUCGUCUUCCAGGACUCCCCUCAUUGUGUCGACCUCGAACCCCUCGGGAUACCAGCACUUUUUGACCGAACAGGAGGCCGAUCUGAUCUUUGAGAAGGUGCCCCAUGUCCAGGUCCAGGAACUGAUGGUCCGCUCAACCCUUGUCAACGAGAAGCUCCAGCUCCCCAUUGAGCAGCAGAAGGCCGAGCUCGUUCGCCGCAUCACUGCCCUCGAGAACGGAAACGCAAAACAGGUUACAUUGGAGAACGUCAGGAGGGCCAGGGAAGCUUUCCAGCGUGCCGAGGGCGAUACUGGAAGCCCUGAGGUUCAAGCCGCUGUGAUGACUGUCAGGAUCCAGAACUUGCACAACCACAUUCUUAACAACAAGAAGGACAAGCACAACUACCGCCGUCUCCGCAUGUUGAUCCACCAACGCCAGACUGUCCUCAAAUACCUCAAGAAGACCUACCCUGAGCGCUACCACGUCUGCCUCGAUCGUCUCGGUCUUGAGCCCCGUGCCAUCGAGGACGAGAUCGUCGUUUAA